UGACCUGCUCCUUGGGGGGGCAGUGACACGCUGGGGGACUCAGAGGCCACCCUGUGGGAAGAAGGCCCUGAGCCCAGUGGGGAAGGGGCAGGCAGGAGGGUGGCUGGAGCCUGUGUCCGCAUCCGUGAGCUGUGCCUCUGUGUCGCCUCUGUCUAUCGGUCCGAAGAGGCGUCCUCAGCCUGGCGGCCCGGAGAGAAGGGGGUCGCGGCGCCGUCAUGCACAGCGGUGGCGCGUCCGCCGCGCGCCCCGCACGCCUUCCCUGAGCCCGGCCGCGGCUGGAGCCCGGGGCGCGCCCGGCCGCACGAUGAGCCACGGCCCGAGCCCGCGGCUGGCCGAGUCCCCGCAGCUGUCCAAGGGCAGCCUCCUCACCAUCCUGGGCAGCCCGUCGCCGGAGCGCAUGGGCCCGGGCGACUCGCUGCCGCCCACGCCGCCCAGCGGCACGCCCUCGCCGGGGCCGCCGCCCGCGCUGCCCCUGCCGCCCGCGCCCGCGCUGCUGGCCGACGGCGACUGGGAGAGCCGCGAGGAGCUGCGCCUGCGGGAGCUGGAGGAGGCGCGCGCGCGGGCGGCGCAGAUGGAGAAGACCAUGCGCUGGUGGUCGGACUGCACGGCCAACUGGCGCGAGAAGUGGAGCAAGGUGCGCGCCGAGCGCAACCGCGCGCGCGAGGAGGUGCGCCAGCUGCGCCAGCGCCUGGACGCGCUCACCAAGGAGCUGGCGGGCGCGCGGCGCGAGCGCCAGGAGGCGCAGGGCGAGUGCGAGGCGCGGGGCCGCGAGCUGCGCGGCUGCGGGCGCCCCGGCACCGCGGAGCAGACGCGCACGGGCCGACCCGAGCCGGCCGAGCAGGAGCCGGUGCGCGACGUCGGCGGAGCGGCCCCUCCCCGUUGGUCCCCGCAGGAGCUGGAGCUGGUGGAGAGCCUUCUGAAGAGCAGACCGGAGGAGCCCGAGGGCUGCUGGGAGGCACGCGGCGCCGGGGCCGGGGCCCCGAGGAGCAGCUCCGGCCGCCAGGAGCGCAGCCGGCUGCCCUGGGAGGACACAGCCGCGGCUGAGGAGGAGGCCUCCAAGUUGACCGCCCUGCGGCUGCGGCUGGAUGAGUCCCAGAAGGUGCUGCUCAAGGAGCGAGAGGAUAAACUGGCCCUGAGCAGGAACAUCGAGAAGCUGGAGGGAGAGCUCAGCCAGUGGAAGAUCAAGUACGAGGAGCUGAGCAAGACCAAGCAGGAGAUGCUCAAGCAGCUCGGCAUCCUGAAGGAGACGCACCAGGACGGCUGGGCCGCAGUCGGAAGACUGGAGGACGAGCUGGCGGCGCUCUCAGGGAAGAAGAUGGCCGAGCUGAGGGCCGAGAUGGAGCGGCUGCAGGCGGAGAACGCGGCCGAGUGGGGCCGCCGCGAGCGGCUGGAGACGGAGAAGCUGGGCCUGGAGCGGGAGAACAAGAAGCUGCGGGCGCAGGUCGGGGACCUGGAGGAGGCGCUGGCCCGGCGGCGGCGGCAGACAGCCAGCGCGCUGGACUGCGACCUGCGGGCCAGCCAGGCCGCGCUCUUCGAGAAAAACAAGGAGCUGGCGGACCUGAAGCACGUGCACGGCAAGCUGAAGAAGCAGUUCCAGGAGAAGGUGGCGGAGCUGGCACACGCCGGCCGGCGGGUGGAGCAGCACGAGGCCGAGGUGAAGAAGCUGCGGCUGCGCGUGGAGGAGCUCAAGAAGGAGCUGGCGCAGGCCGAGGACGAGCUGGACGAGGCCCACAACCAGGCGCGCAAGCUGCAGCGGUCGCUGGACGAGCAGACGGAGCAGAGCGAGAACCUGCAGGUGCAGCUGGAGCACCUGCAGUCCAGGCUCCGCAGGCAGCAGCAGAACGCGCCCCUUUUCGGGAAGAUCCGGGGCGCUCGCUUUGGCACUGAGGAGGCCGGGGACGGAGCCAGCGACCUGGACGAGGAUGAGGACUUGCAAAUCCAGGUGGCCUAGAGCCUCUCGGCGCCGGACGGGACGGGACCCAGGGCCCAGGCCAACCCGUCACCUGAACUGACGCAGCGGCCCGGGCUUGCCCUGGCGAGGCCCUGCUCCCUGCCACGGUGACCUGUCUGUCCCAGGGAGGCAUCAGCAGUCCUGCCUGCCAGCGCCCGAGGAAGGGGCGACCGUGUUCUGUACGCACAUGUGUGUUGCAUACGUGCCCAGGGCCUUGGACCCUUUCGGACUUGCGAAUACAGGACCGCUCCGAAGCUCCGCCCACCCAGGGCUCCUCACACGCUCCGGGCACGUCGGGGGCGAGUGGCCGGGGCCCACCCCAGGCUGCCUCUCUAGGCCUUGAAGGCCCCGCAGGGGCUGUUCGAAAUACAGUGUGAUGAACCCAGCCUUUUGUAAUAAAUGGAGUUCAAGUUCU
Messenger RNA from Microcebus murinus (gray mouse lemur), 2366 nucleotides. The record is from RefSeq and is a predicted model, not a curated record. Lineage: Eukaryota; Metazoa; Chordata; Mammalia; Primates; Cheirogaleidae.